AUGGGAUUUUUGGGGCGACAAAAUAGAAAGAAUGAACGUUACAGCCCUGCUGAUGACGUUUCUGCGACGACGUUUCUCACAGUGGUCAUGUUCGCCUUUUGGUUGAACUGCUCAGAUUUUCUGGACCUACUGUUUUUCGCCAUCUGUGUUCCUUACAGUGUAGGCGUUGCAAAGGUAGUGAGCGCCGUUCUCGUUGCCGAUAUGAUCCGGCCCGAACACCUUCUGCCCGCUUGGAGCUUCGUGAACUCUCCAGAUGCACCAUUUUUGCUGGUCUGCGAGGUGAUUGCCCAGUUCAUGGUCGACGACACCGACCGUGUCAUCCCAUACUUUCACGCGCAAAUGUUUGCCGGUCUAUGCUCUUAUACUUAUACUUCUGUUGCGAGAAUUCAAGGCGCGGCGUGUGCUACAAGAAAAUCUCGAGAUGUCGCUCUGCAACUACGAGAGAAACUGCUACAAAGAUACUCAGCUUGA
Messenger RNA from Torulaspora globosa, 471 nucleotides. RefSeq lists its product as uncharacterized. The transcript has a single exon. The coding region runs from base 1 to 471 and encodes 156 amino acids. The record is from RefSeq and is a predicted model, not a curated record. NCBI's taxonomy places the organism in Eukaryota, Fungi, Ascomycota, Saccharomycetes, Saccharomycetales, Saccharomycetaceae.